This is a messenger RNA of Nezara viridula (southern green stink bug), 3078 nucleotides long. The record is from the annotation of a GenBank genome assembly. Lineage: Eukaryota; Metazoa; Arthropoda; Insecta; Hemiptera; Pentatomidae.
GAAUGUUCGUUCGGUCAUUUUAAGUAUAGCCUUCAGCUCAACCGUAGGAGCACGGGUUUAAAUGUAGUGGUGAAUUUAAAAACCGGCAAUGAAAUUGAUUGAUAUAAGUUUAUUGAACACAGAAACUUUAAUGUGCACCGUUCACUAAAAUUUUAAAAUUGUGUUUUAGUUUAAAAUUUGAGUUUGAAAGCUGCUAUUAACUUUCAAAUUAGCUAUCUUUUUUUUGUGAUAAGUGUCCUGUCAUUAUUGGCAAAUCAUGAAGAUUGACAAGAAUCUCCUGCCUAUGAAAGGCCAUUACUUUCUAUUUAAUGCUGGGACUGGAUUAGUGAUUCCUUUCCUUCCUACAUUAGCCAAAGACUUAGGUUUUUCAUCAGUUGUUGUUGGAAUGGUCUAUACCCUUUUACCUAUACUUGGUUUAAUUGCUAAACCUACCAUGGGGGCAUUGGCUGACAAGUUGCACUGGCAAAAAGGAAUGUUCUUGAGCUUUAUUUUCUUGACCAUGUCUGCAUUAGUUCUCAUACCUUGGAUACCAUCAUUGCCUUCGAAUAAUAGUGUAGAACUACAUUGUGAUUUAGAAUCUGUUGUGAAAAUGUGUUCAAGUUCUUUGAGUAAUAAUGUUUGUGACCCUGAAAAAUUAAAAAGUUUGGGGAAUAAUAAUAUUACCUGUAGUAUGGAGUGUGAAGGUGACUCGGAUUUUACUGAAGCAUUAUGUUCUACUUGGAAUCAGCCACGAUACUGUGCAACUGUCAAGGAACCCAAUAAUCAUAUGCUAAAGAUUGUGGAAACAAAUUUUAACAUUAGUAGAAAUGAUACACCUGCAAAAUUUGUAGCGCUUGGUUCUCAAAGCUUUGAUUUUUCAGCGAUUCUUUUGCCACAGCAUGUACAUCAGCUUAAUAAUUGCCUUUUGAUUGAGAUUGGUGAAGUACAUUUUGCUCCAGAUAACAUUAUUCAUCCUUAUUGCAAUAAAUUUGAGAAGGCGAAAUGUGAAAUGAAGUGUAAUAAUGAAAUAAUCGAAGGAUUAACUAAGAAUCCUAAAAUUAAAGAUAAAGAUGCAAUUGGAUUGUACCAGUUCUGGCUUUUUUGCAUUUCACUUGUAAUUGGCUGGGUGAGCAUGGCAGUAGUUGUGAGCAUUUCUGAUGCCAUCUGCUUUGAACUGCUAGGUGAUUUCCCUUCAAAGUAUGGAAAUCAAAGGCUGUGGGGAUCUUUAGGAUGGGGUUUGUUUUCAUCUGCAGCUGGUUAUAUUAUUGAUCAUUUUAGUGGUUCAUCGACAUCUAAGAACUAUAAACCUGUUUUUAUAUUAAUGGUUGUAACUCUGUUGAGUAAUAUAAUUGUGGCUUAUAAACUAAAAUAUAAACAAGUGAAAUCCUCAGCGAGUAUAGUCAAUGAUGUUGGGAAACUACUAUCAGAAGGACGAGUUAUUGUAUUUUUACUGUGGUGCAUUAGUAUUGGCAUGUGCACAGCAAUGGUCUGGAAUUUUCUAUUCUGGUAUUUGGAAGACUUAGCUGCUAAGAAUGGUUGCGGAGCUCAAAUGUGGAUAAAGACGUUGGAAGGAUUAGUUAUGUUGAUUCAAACAUUUGGUGGCGAAUUGCCAUUUUUCUUUCUCUCAGGUUGGGUCCUAAAGAAGAUAGGCCAUAUCCAUUCUAUGUCUUUGGUUUUGCUAUCAUUUGGUGUGAGAUUCCUCUUGUAUUCUCUUCUUAUUAACCCAUGGUGGGUGCUUCCAAUAGAGUUCCUAAAUGGUCUUACGUUUGGGCUGGCUUAUGCUGCAAUGGCUUCCUAUGCUAGUAUCGUAGCACCUCCUGGCACUGAAGCAACUACGCAAGGACUUGUAGGUGCUGUUUUCGAGGGAUUAGGUGUAUCCUUGGGAAGUUUCAUUGGUGGUUUACUCUUUGAUAAGAUGGAUGGAUCUAAAGCAUUCCAACUGUUUGGGAUUGCGGCAGCUGUUUGUUGUUUCCUUCACUCAGUUGUCCAGCACUUUAUUACCAAACGUACUACAGUUUUACACAUACAUGAAAAAGUGGUGACUACUCCAUUGUUGAAGGAUUUUAAGCAUGCACGGUAUGCAAGUCCCAAUGAUGCGAUUCACAUGCUUGAGGACACCCUUCAAGACUUAUCUCCUCGUUAAAUUCCAAAAAGUUAAUUUUAUGUAGUACAUUUUCUGUCCAAGUAAUGUUGAAACUUUUAAAUAUAGAAAAAAUAUUUAGAUGCUAGUCAUGAUGAUAAGCCGAUUUCCAGGAUAAAUAUGGAGUUAAAAUACUUAUAUUAUAAUUUUAAUUUUGAAUCAAUUUUGUAUAUAUAUACCAUUAAGGGUUAUUCUAAAGGUACAGAAUAAAAUAUUUAAUUCAUUUUAUUGAAGUAAAAAAUGAAAGAAACGUAUCAACGAUGGAAAAGGUUUGAAUUGAAUGAACGUUCUAUUGAAUAGAAGUGAGAUUCAAUUACUCAACAACCAGAUGGUAAUUUUCUUUCUUUUGCCUGUAUUCUUGCCUUUCUGAGUAUUCCCUUGUUUUAGAUUGGGUAAGGUAGUUCUAGUUUUAGGUUUUAAAAGGAAGUGUGAUCUCUAAUUAUUCAUUGAACUGCCUUUCCUAAUGCUGACAAUAUAAAAUAUUGUAAGUAGAUUUACUUAAAACAUUGUGACUUAUUUAUAAACAAUUUUGUUCUUGUUAUUUUUAUACUUCAGAAUUUAUGCUAAUUCUUAUAUUAUAAAAUAAUGGUUGAGGUUGAUUCUUCUGAUAGUAAAUUUUGUAUGCUUAUUUUUUAUAAUUUACUUAAUAUUUCUUUUACUUUAAAAUGGCAAAAGCUUGUUAUUUUCAAUUUUUAGUGAAAUGUAUAUCUCAUUUGAGUUUUUUGUUGUAUCCAUGACAUUCCUGGAUUUCUUUAUUGUAAAUGAGGUUCAUGUUUUAUUUUAUUAGAUUAUAAAAUAAUAUUAUUCAUUAGAUAUAUGUAAUGCGGUGCCUUUUUAUGUAUGCAUCCAUGUUCCAUGUUUAAUAUGUAGAAGAAAUAAUUUAUUUUGCAAUUUUAUUUAUAUAAUAAAGCAGUAUUUUUGUUAUUCUUGUAUUUUUGAAAAUACAAACAUUAUUACUU